AUGAUCGCCUUCAAACUUGGUCUCAUCUUUCUUGCACUCCUCUUUGCUUUUCUAUUCGUUUCUAUUCCGGUGCACUGUAAUGAUAAGGAGGACAGUGUAUUUAAGGGAAUCAACAGUUACAGACAGACACGGAACCUGGCACCACUGAACCGAGUUACCAAGGCAACUUGUUUGGCUGAUGAGGUUGCAGAUGAAAUAGAGGACAUGCCCUGUGAAAAUGUGAAUCAAUUCUACCCUGUUCCUGGUAUUGGUGGCAACCUUAAAAUCCGCAACUUGAAGAAACACAUAGAUAAGUGUGACAUUAACAUUAGCACUACUAGUGAUGGGGUCAUUCUCCCCGUUUGUGUAGCAAAAUUGGAACCCACUAUUGUGCUUUCUAAUUACACUCAUUCUGAUCAGUAUGCACAGUUUCUCAACAAUUCCAAGUACACAGGAAUUGGGCUUGGUUCUGAGGAUGAUUGGAUGGUUCUUGUUCUCACCACCAACACAACCACUGGAAGUUUCUCUCAUGCAACUUCUCUGCUUCCUAAUGUUGCUUCCGUGGAGGUUUUGCUCUUGGCUUUGCUGCUUGUGCUCAUCAAUUACCAAGACUGA
Molecule: messenger RNA, 594 nt
Organism: Abrus precatorius (Indian licorice)
Lineage: Eukaryota; Viridiplantae; Streptophyta; Magnoliopsida; Fabales; Fabaceae
Exons: 2
Coding region: 1-594 (197 amino acids)
Source: RefSeq, a predicted model, not a curated record